AUGCGGAACGUUCGCCGACGAGUGCGGGCUGAGGUGCUGGGGUGUCGGAAGCAGCUGGAGCCUGACGACGUGGCCGGUUGGCGUGUUUAUGUGGAUAAAGUGACACGGGCAUUACUUCGUGGGCGACUGCGUUCGUUCACCUUCCAUCAACUCGAUAACCCUCAAGUGCUCGCCCAUCUGGUUAGCCUCGCUGAACAGCGGGGUCUGUCCGUGCUCGCCGGACGCCAUGGCAAAAACUCUUACCGAAUCAUCCCCCGUUCGGCACUGCUCCUGCUCCAUCGAGCGCGCAAAAGCGGCCGACCCGUCCUCGUUGCCGUAGACUUUACAACGGUGGAGAUCCGACCUGCGAUGGACUCCUCCCGCUCGCAAUCUUAUUUGGACAGCUCAGUGAUGAGCAGCCAAAGCCCAGCACCCUCAGAUGACCAUGUAUCGGUCGCCCCUGUGGCCAAGCAUGACUGCGGCAAUAAACCUUUUUUGACAGCAACUCGGAACCCGAGGUCGCGGGAUCGAGUCACGCGGGAUCCAGUCACGCGGGAUCCAGUCACGCGGGAUCGAGUCACGCGGGAUCCAAGGUCGCCGGAGGAACCGAAUUCGACCUACACCAUUCGCUCGGAGCAGGAGCUUAAACGGGUCCGCACCCUAGCCAAGUUACUUAACGUACAGGUCCUCGAACCAGUCGACCUUUGUCCCUGUCGAUGUGUGACCCAACCUCGCACACUUCUAUUGGUUGGGCCCACCGCCCGGCUCGGCGAGCCGUGUCUCUGUACGGGCUACCAGACGGAGAAUUGCUUGUUCAACAACCUGCUUUACCGCAUCUAUAAGCUGCUCAAGUUCCUGAAUCGCUAA
This is a messenger RNA of Gregarina niphandrodes, 846 nucleotides long. RefSeq lists its product as hypothetical. The transcript has a single exon. The coding region runs from base 1 to 846 and encodes 281 amino acids. The record is from RefSeq and is a predicted model, not a curated record. NCBI's taxonomy places the organism in Eukaryota, Apicomplexa, Conoidasida, Eugregarinorida, Gregarinidae.